AUGGCUAACGACGGUUCUAUCUUAAUUCCUUUGGAACUUCACAAUUUAUUGGCCACUCCGUGGAUCAAGUGCCACUUGUACAGCCUUGGAGCUGAUCUCUUGAGACUUGCUACAUACAGAAAGUUCAACCACUUGUUGCUGCUUGGAGGAGGUGGAACAAUCAAGGCAGUGGUACAUGACAUAACUACCUUCAUAAAGAAGGAGUUGCAGAGUGACGACACUUUGCCAUCCAAGCAGUUGCGAGAUUUGAUAUUCUUGUCUUCGAACUCAAAUCUUUACCUCAAGGCUAUGAGUGAAAAUGAGAAGAUGACUUCUUGCAAUUACAAUAUUGGAAGCACCUCCAAGUGGUUGUAUAUCUUCACAGGUUAUUUACAGCUGUGCCGUUCCGAUUUUGAUGUUGAAGAGUUCACCGAUAAGAUUAUUGACAUUUAUAUCAAAUCCAAGAAGUUGUCAUACCUAGAACAUCACCCAAGGUGCAUAUUUGAUGAGCAGGAUGAAAACUCUUUUAACAUACUUAAGGACUACUUUGCCACAGUGGGAAUUAAUGAAAUGAAGUUAUACAAUAACGAGACAAAGUACAUUACUUUAUAUGAAACACAGGACAGUCAUAUCUAUUUGCCUCCAUUACCAAGAAUAAGAAACAAGGAACUUCUCGUUAAGGCGUUAAUGCACAAGGAAUCUUAUCGCGUCCUAUUGAAUCCAAACCAUAAUGUGGCCAAGCAGUUGACAGAGUUCGGGUAUGAUUUGAACCCCAAGAAUUAUAGCAUCUACCGGUAUGAGCUUUCAUUUCUUGAUGGGUUGGGUGAUUUCUUUUUGGCUCGGGAGUCAUCAAAGCUAUUGUACCAGUUGUAUCUUGCGGGUGACUACAGCAGGAUGCACUCACACAUCUACCAGAUGUUAAGAACUAUUUUGGCAACCAAUACAUUACUUUCAAAGUUAUCAAUUGCAUACAAGCUUCACAUGGGGUUGGAUGAUCCGGUUUUCACAGAUGUAAUAGCAAAGGAUUACCUCACCUAUGUCUUCUCUGGAGAGUUACACGAGCACAGAGAUGCAGAGGAGACCAGAAUUUAUGAAGAGGAGUUUCUUGGUGAUUAUUUUGAGUCAUAUGUGGGAGCAUUGUUCAUAGAACAGCCUGAAGUUGCCGAAGAAUUUGUGGCACAGAUUUAUGAAAGUAUAUUGAAGGUGAUAACUCAGACCUUACCUCCCGAAGUUAGCUAUGCCAACUGGACCUUUAGUAUUAUGGGUCGUUCUUUGGUUUUCAAGAAACCCAAGGUAACUUGA
This is a messenger RNA of Suhomyces tanzawaensis NRRL Y-17324, 1281 nucleotides long. RefSeq lists its product as uncharacterized. NCBI's taxonomy places the organism in Eukaryota, Fungi, Ascomycota, Pichiomycetes, Serinales, Debaryomycetaceae. Bases 1 to 1281 code for a protein of 426 amino acids. The transcript has a single exon. The record is from RefSeq and is a predicted model, not a curated record. Gene Ontology annotation, biological process: RNA processing. Gene Ontology annotation, molecular function: ribonuclease III activity.